AUGACUUUCCAGUCCGCAAAGGCUACGGCCAUGGAGAAGAAAAAGAACGCUGUCAAUGCUUUCAAGAGCUGGGACAACUUCAAGCAAUGGGUUCUAGUGCCAGACACCGUACUGGACCGCCAUUCGCAUGAAGAAUCAGGACCGACAUGGUCCAACGAGGAUCUUGAUCCAACACCACCCGAGAGGCGCACGUGGCGCUGGUACAACUACGUCGUCUUCUACUUUGCUCUGUCGUUUGGUAACUGGACUCUCGGUUCGAGUUUGAUUGGUAUCGGCCUCAACUACUGGCAGGCCAUUCUUGCCAUCUUCAUCUCGCAGUUCAUCAGUUCUAUUGCCAUGCUGUUCAACUCGCGCUGUGCCUCGGUCUACCACAUUGGUUAUCCUAUCGUCGCACGCAGCGUCUUCGGCAUGUGGGGAUCUUACUACUUCGUGGGUGCUAGAGCAAUUCUCGCGGUCGUCUGGUUCGGUGUGCAAGCCUUCUCAGGUGCCUCGCUUGUUGCAAAUAUGUUGCGAGCCGUCUUUGGGCACUACUACACCGAAAUUCCUAACCACAUCCCCAAGUCUCAAGGAAUCACCUCUGCAGGCAUGCUCGCCUUCUUCCUUUUCUGGCUGGCCCACUUCCCUCUGGCUAUAAUGCGUCCUUACCAGCUGCGCACUUUCUUCAAUGUCAAGACCUGCCUCAUGAUUCCCGCUGUGUGGGGCCUCUUCAUCUUCUGUAUGGCAAAUACGCACGGUGAACUUGGAGCCGACAAGCUCUCUGCAGCCGCUGGAGUAAGCGCAUCUGGAAAGUGGGGAUGGUUCUUCAUGAACGCUGUCAAUGCUGGUCUCGGAAACACCGCCACUUUGAUCACCAACCAGCCUGAUAUUGCAAGAUGGUCCAAGACAAGAUCUGGCGCCAUGUGGUCGCAGAUGAUCACCAACCCUAUUGCUGUCACUCUGUCUGCCAGUUUGGGUAUCUUGUCUACCGCUGCCAUUAACAAUGCAUGGGGUCUUUCGCUCUGGAACCAGUGGGAUCUUCUCGACGCCAUCAUGAACAGAUACUGGAGAAGUGACGUUCGCUUUGCUGUCUUCCUCACUGCUGGAUGCUGGGCCGUCUCUCUUUUGGGAACCAACGUUGCUGCCAACAUGAUUCCUUUCGGAUCGGACUCUAGCAUGUUGUUCCCUCGCUACAUUACGAUCCCUCGUGGACAGUUCUUGNUCCCAUGGAAAAUCCUCGCCUCCGCCUCCGUCUUCACCCNNACUUUCCUCGCUGGCUACGGUCUCUUCAUGGCCUCUGUCGUCGCAAUCAUGGUCUGCGAAUACUUCUGCCUAACCCGGGGCAACCUCUUCAUCGCCCACUGCUACAACGGCAGCAAACAAAACNCCCACUACUACUAUUUCCACGGCUGGAACCCUCAAGCCGUAAUCGCAUAUCUCUGCGGUAUUGCUUUACCUUUCCCUGGCUUUGUAGGCAGUUUGGGUGCAGAUGUCAGCACUACAGCUCUGAAUAUGGGUCAUAUCGGCUGGUUGUUGAGUUUCACGACUAGUUUUGUGGUUUAUUGGGCUGUUUGCAGUGUUUGGCCUACGAAGAAUCAGAAGAUUAUCAAGGAGAUGGGAUUGAGGUUUGAGGAGAUGGCUGAUAGGGAUAUGAUGGCUCUUGACGGUACUAUCAUUCCUGAAAGUGCUGAGGGCAUGUCUGAAGACCAGGUUGUCUGGGAUGAUGUGGAGAAGAAGGGUGUCGCUUUCGACUCGCGCAGAGUCAGUGACUGA
This is a messenger RNA of Aureobasidium musti, 1749 nucleotides long. The record is from the annotation of a GenBank genome assembly. Lineage: Eukaryota; Fungi; Ascomycota; Dothideomycetes; Dothideales; Saccotheciaceae.